This is a messenger RNA of Pimephales promelas (fathead minnow), 3416 nucleotides long. It is a transcript of the gene lrrc8da, whose product is annotated as leucine rich repeat containing 8 VRAC subunit Da. Gene Ontology annotation, cellular component: cytoplasm. The record is from RefSeq and is a predicted model, not a curated record. Gene Ontology annotation, molecular function: protein binding. NCBI's taxonomy places the organism in Eukaryota, Metazoa, Chordata, Actinopteri, Cypriniformes, Leuciscidae.
UCAUAAAAGAAAGGAAGAAGAAAAAAGAAGAAGAAUGAGCGCACGGGAUUAGUCUUGACUCGAUUAUUAAAUAGUUAUGCAGGCAGAAUUGUAAUAUUUCACAGACUCCACCUAUAAUUGAAAAUACACCUUUAUGUAAGACACUGCUUUUGUACAGGGCGCGUCUUCUGGGCUAUAGCUAGGACUUUUUGGUGAUAAUUCACCUUUAUCCGGUGGGUCAAACGCCAGAGCCAUGUAUUCAGAACGCUGCGCAGUCACCGUCCAAUGAGAUACGCAGUUGACGAGCGGAACAACUCCGUCAUUUUGACUGCUGAACUACAAGUCGGAGCAAGUCGGACAAAGAAUCGCACAUUUUAAACCUCUCGCCGAGUUCAGGCUUCUGUGGACAGAGUGUGCGGUGCUUGACGGACAUUACAUUACUAUGCUGAAAGAAGAUUGUUUGGUGGCGAUUGUGUAUUUGACUUUUGUAGUCCGUUUCCUGUUCAACGUCAACUUUUGUCAAACCUAGCGUAACGUACAGCAAUAUGACAAAGAUAACAGUUACAGUGCGUGCUCUUCUAUCCCAGUGAAAACGCCAGCAGAGACAGGAUGUUUAGUCUCACUGAAGUUGCCUCCCUUAAUGACAUCCAGCCAACCUACCGUAUUCUGAAACCAUGGUGGGAUGUGUUCAUGGAUUAUAUUGGGGUGAUAAUGUUGAUGUUAGCCAUCUUUUCUGGGACUAUGCAGUUAUCUAAAGACCAAGUGGCAUGUCUUCCCAUUCUUGAGGAAAGCACAAACCCUGAGGCAGCACAAAAUCAACCAGAAUGUUCCGCAUCAGUUCUGACGACUGCACCCACAACCACUAAAGACCUUCCUGACAGCAUUGCACAUGAACUUCUUAGCACUCAAUCUACCCCUUUAAAAGUAGAGGGUAUGAAGUCUCAACCUGAACCCAGAGGACGUAAAACAAACCUGGACUAUCAGCAGUAUAUUUUUGUCAACCAAAUGUGCUACCAUGAUGCCCUACCAUGGUAUAACAAAUACUUUCCUUACCUUGCCCUCAUACACACCAUAAUGCUGAUGGUAAGCAGCAAUUUUUGGUUCAAGUACCCAAAGACCAGCUCAAAGAUUGAACACUUUGUUUCCAUUUUGGGACGAUGCUUUGAAUCGCCAUGGACGACGAAAGCUUUGUCCGAAACCGCUUGUGAAGAUUCUGAGGAAAACAAGCAAAGGUUCACAGGUGGUUCGGUUUACAAAAAACAUGUAUCCUCAGAGGACAGCAGUCAGUCUACUCCUUUAAUGGAAACUCCAACGGUGCAGUUUCCUACCGAAAAGCUCAUUGCAGAAGCUCCCAGCCUGACCACCUUAGACAAAAAAGAUGGAGAACAAGCCAAGGCUCUUUUUGAGAAAGUGCGAAAAUUUCGAGCUCACAUCGAAGACAAUGACUUCAUCUACAAACUCUAUGUGGCUCAGACAGCAAUAAAAGCACUAAAGAUCAUUUUGAUUUUGAGCUAUACAUCAACGUUUGCCUCAAAGAUCAGUUUCUGCCAUAUAUGCCAACCUAAAAUUGAAAGUUUGACCGGGUAUGAUCAAUUCAUUUGCACGCACAACAUGGCAUUCAUGUUAAGGAAACUUCUCUUCACCUUCAUGGCUAUGAUAUGUCUCUAUGGCCUGGUGUGUUUGUAUACACUCUACUGGCUCUUCAGGAGACCUCUUAAGGAGUACUCUUUUGAAAAAGUCAGAGAGGAAAGUAGCUUUAGUGAUAUUCCUGAUGUCAAGAAUGACUUUGCGUUUCUCCUACACAUGGUCGACCAAUACGAUCAGCUGUACUCCAAGCGAUUUGGUGUAUUUCUCUCCGAAGUCAGUGAGAACAAACUACGAGAAAUUAGCCUUAACCACGAGUGGACGUUUGAAAAACUGCGUCAGCAUGUGACAUCCAAUGCUCAAGAUGAACAAGAACUUCACCUCUUUAUGCUGUCAGGACUCCCUAAUGCUGUAUUUGACCUCACCGAUCUGGAAAUCCUCAAGUUAGAGCUUAUUCCUGAGGUCAGAAUUUCUGCCAAAGUUUCUCAGAUGACCAACCUACGGGAACUACAUCUAUAUAACUGCCCUGCUAAAGUCGAACAAUCCGCUUUCACUUUUCUCCGCGACCACCUGCGAUGCCUUCACAUUAAGUUUACUGAUGUUGCAGAAAUCCCAACGUGGAUUUAUCUUUUGAGGAGCCUCAAGGAACUGAACCUGAUUGGGAACCUGAACUCUGAACACAACAAGAUGAUUGGUUUGGAGUCACUGAGAGAUCUGAGACACUUGCGGACAUUGUAUCUCAAAAGCAAUCUUAACAAAAUACCCACAAAUCUAACAGAACUGUCGGCACAUCUCGUCAGACUGGUGAUUCACAAUGAUGGGACUAAAUUACUGGUACUGAACAGUCUCAAGAAGAUGACCAGCCUAGUGGAUUUGGAUCUCCAGAACUGUGAUUUGGAGAGGAUCCCCCAUGCCAUCUUUAGCUUGGCUAACUUGCAAGAACUGGACUUGAAGAAUAACAAUAUCCGGACCAUUGAGGAAAUCAUCAGCUUUCAGCACCUGAGAAGAUUGGUGUGCCUCAAGCUGUGGUACAACAAGAUCAGUGCCAUUCCACCAUCGAUAGGCCUAGUAAAGAGUCUGGAGUCCCUCAUUAUCUGUCACAAUAAACUGGAGACCCUUCCUCCAGCUUUGUUUCAUCUGCCCAAACUGAGGCACAUUGACCUCAGCAACAACUCCAUCUCAAGUAUACCAGUGGAGAUUGGACACCUUCACAACCUUCAACAUUUUGCUAUCACAGGGAACAAGGUAGAAGUUCUGCCUAAUCAACUGUUUAAAUGUUCCAAACUGAAGGUUUUAUUUGUGGGUCAUAACAGCAUCACCUCCAUCCCAGAGUCCAUUGGGCAGUUAGUUCAGCUGUCCCAACUUGAGCUCAAAGGGAACUGCUUAGAUUGCCUUCCAUUUAAGCUUGGCCAGUGUCACCUUCUUCGGAAAAACCACCUCUUCGUGGAGGAUCAUCUUUUUGACACACUGCCUCUUGAGGUCAAGGAAAGUAUCAGUAGUGACUAAUGGAGCACUUCAGAAUGGAUAUAACCAUUAUUGGUGAUAAUUCGCUCUUAUUGGUAGAUGACAAUAUAAUCAAACUAGCCAAAAAUAUUUAACAAAUGAAUGUGCAAGAGGCCUCCUAAUAUGUCAUCAACAUAUGGUCUAGAAAUGGGCCUCAAAGACAGGAAACACUUGUUGCAAAAUAUAACAGGAACGUUGCAGAUAACAGGAUUGUGUUUGCUUCUGUUUGCCUAUAAGCGGGUAUGUUUAGUUUAAAUUAUGUUCUGUUACACAUUUACAUGUGUAUUGUUAUUUAUAUUCAUUUAAGUUACUAUUUAAUAUGCAGACUGAUGUGUAUUUUAAAAAGACAG